This is a messenger RNA of Salvia miltiorrhiza (redroot sage), 2638 nucleotides long. RefSeq names its product homeobox protein BEL1 homolog. The record is from RefSeq and is a predicted model, not a curated record. Lineage: Eukaryota; Viridiplantae; Streptophyta; Magnoliopsida; Lamiales; Lamiaceae. Bases 698 to 2380 code for a protein of 560 amino acids. Gene Ontology annotation, biological process: regulation of transcription by RNA polymerase II. Gene Ontology annotation, molecular function: RNA polymerase II cis-regulatory region sequence-specific DNA binding; DNA-binding transcription factor activity, RNA polymerase II-specific. The transcript has 4 exons.
GGUGUAUUAUAUAUAACACUUUGCAUUGACCCACUUCUUCUUUUAGAGAGAGAGGAGGAUCAAAUGAUGAAUGUGGGUUGUAGGUCAUGAUCAAAAACCUAUCUGAUGAUUUUUUAUUUUUUUUCACUUUUUUAUUUCUUGUAUAUAUCUUGAGAGAGAAAGAGAGAGAGAACAUACACACUAUCUUCCUUCCUAGGUUUGGUUUCAUAGGUUGCAGUUUAUUGUUGGGUUAUUAAGAGAACAAUUCAGAGAAACAAUAGUAAAAGCAAACCCCAGUUGCUUCCUCACUCUCCCUCUCCCUCUCCCUCUCUCCCUCCCCACCAAAUAUCUAUCCCUCCUUUCCUUUUUACACCACCCCCAACCUACUUAACUCUUCCAUACCUAGUAAUUCUCUCUCUCCCUCUCUCUCUAGAAAGCCAGAUGCACGUAAUAAGCAAUAAAGAUUCAAACUUUUGAGGUUAGAAGGUCACGCACACACAAAAAAGGCCGCGACACACACACACACACUUUGUUGUUUGGUUGAUUAAAUAAUUGAUAUAUCUUGGCUUCCUUUGAUUGUUUGUUUAACUUGUUGAUGGGGUUGGAUCUUGCCUCGCCUGAUUAAUUUUUCAGUCCGAAUCAUCAUGAUCUUUGAAGAAGAAGAUCAAGAAAGAUAGCAAUAGCAACAAACAAGAUCUUCAUACAACAUCUCGCCUGGAUGGCUUGUAGAAGCGGUGAGGAGAAACCACGAGACAUGGGAUAUUGCUUCUCCGACGCUUCCUCCGCCGGAAACCACCAAAACAUCUUAGUCACUCAUCUGCAAAGCUUCGAGCCGGCGCCGGAGAUCUACAACCUGGCCGCCGGCCUCGACAUGAUAGGGUUUCAACCGAAGAAUUUACACCCCGAAGCCGGCGCCGGCGGCUUCGGCCUCACGGCCAUUUCCGGUUCCACAAUGGUCUCGCCGGACUCAUCGUCGGCUUGGAAUAACCACCACCACCAUCAAAACAGAUCAUCGUUGAUCGUCGACGAUCCAUCUCUGAGAUGCGUCUUCACCUGCGAAGGAAACGAGAGGCCGAGCCAAGGGCUUUCUCUCUCCUUGAACUCCUCCAAUCCUUCGAGCAUCGGACUGCAGUCGUUCGAGCUCCGGCAGCACGAAGAUCUGUCGAGGUUCGGGCCGUCGAGCUCGAGGUCGGUGAAUUUCGAGCAGCCGCCGCCGCAGGUUAUGCAAGAAUACUCCCAUGUGAAAAACUCCAAGUAUUUAGGCCCCGCGCAGGAGCUUCUCUCUGAAUUCUGCAACCUCGGAAUCAAUCAACACGACGGUAGUGUUCAGAGGAUGAAGGCGGCGCAGAAGAGCGGCGAAUCCGACGACGACAAGAAGCAGCCGCUCCUCUUCUCCCUCGACCUCCUCGAGUUGCAGAGAAGAAAAACCAAGCUUCUUCAAAUGUUGGACGAGGUGGAUAGAAGAUACAAGCACUACUGCGAUCAGAUGAAGGGCGUGACGUCGUCGUUCGAGGCGGUGGCGGGCAGCGGAGCCGCGGCGGUGUACUCAGCUCUGGCGUCGCGGGCGAUGUCGCGGCAUUUCAGAAGCCUGAGAGACGGGAUUGUGAAGGAGAUAAAGGCGACGAAGAAGGGAAUGGGAGAGAAGGAUAUUGCAGUAGCGGGAGGUGUGAAGGGGGAGACGCCGCGGCUGCGGCUGCUGGAUCAGACGCUGCGGCAGCAGAAGGCGCUGCAGCAGAUGAGCAUGAUGGAGAACCACCCGUGGCGGCCGCAGCGCGGCCUGCCGGAGAGAUCCGUCUCCGUGCUCAGGGCGUGGCUCUUCGAGCACUUCCUCCACCCGUAUCCCAGUGAUGUAGAUAAACACAUUUUAGCCCGCCAAACGGGCCUUUCAAGAAGCCAGGUCUCCAAUUGGUUCAUCAACGCUAGGGUGAGGCUGUGGAAGCCCAUGGUGGAGGAGAUGUACUUAGAAGAGCUCAAGGAGAAGGACGCCGCCACCGCCGCCGACGAAAACGAGGUGGCGCGGCAGAAUCAGAAUAAUCCGGAUCAGAAACCAACCCACGAUCAACUGGUGCGAAUAGAUUCCGAGUGCCUCUCUUCGAUCAUCAACAAUCCGGACAAAAACGACGUCGCCAAGAAGAGCAAAACCCUCGAAAACGAAUUCGGAUCAUACGGUGCGAUGGAGCUCGACUUCUCGUCGUACACCGCGCCUCACUCCAGCGGCGGCGGCGGCGGAGUCUCGCUGACGCUGGGGCUGCACCAGCACGGCGGCGGCGGGCUGUUUUACCCUAGAGAUCAAAUGGAGGACUGCCAAACGGUGCAGUAUUCGCUCUUGGAGAGUGAGAAUCAGAAUUUGCAAUACAGGAAUUUGAUGGGAGCGCAGCUGCUUCAUGAUUUAGCUGGAUGAAUAUAUGCAAGAAAGAAAGAAAAGAAAAUGCAAAAAAAUGGAUUCCUACAUUGUCGGUGAAGUUAAAAAUUUUACAGGAGGGAAGGAGGUUGAUGGGGUGAUGGUGAUGGAGAAACCUAUAUAUUGUGACAUGUGAUAUACAUAAAAUACUGGGAUAGGAAACAUUUAUCUGCAAUUCGGUGUUAGGUAUACAAUCCAGAUAUUCGCUUAUCAUAUAUAUAUAUAUAGCUGCAAGCUGGUGGGCUAUGCACUUCUUCU